AUGUCGCAGUCAUUUAACUUACUUUUAUUUGGUCGUCGGAAAAUUGCUGCUACAACUGGCUCAUCGCCUACACAUCAAACAUUGACUAAAGUUCGUUUUCGUAUUAUACGACAAGUAUUUAAUGAUCGACAACUAGUUUAUCGAAAUCGAGUUGAAGCAAAUCGACAAAAAUUUGUUUUAUCAACAAUCCAAAGUGAACAUAAACGCGAACAAUCAAUGCAGAGGCUACAAAAAGAAAAUAUAUUGACUGAUUUAAAACAAAAAAAAUCUGUUGUCGAUAGUGGUCUUAUAGUUUUACCGUCUUAUGAGCCAAUCGGUUUAGCUGAGCCAAAAGAUUUCUAUAGGUUUGGUGUACGAAUUCAUUCAGCCGGUCCUCAUGUUCGUUCACGUGCACGUGGUAUUCGUUCAGAUUUAACUCGAUCUAAUCGUGACAGUAAUCAAUCUCGUGCAAAAUCUGCAACAGUACGUCCUCAAUCAUAUACGGCACCUUUUCAAACGUUUGAUCAUCAUGAUACAUACAGUGACGACGAUGAUGAAGGAAUGCCAAUAUCUAAUUUACGUGUAACAUCAAGUAAAAGUUUGAAUGCUCGUUUACCAUUUGCUGUUGCCAAUGCAGAACCUGCUCAAAAUCCAUCUGAAUUACCUAUGGACAAUACUGGCGCAAUAGCAUCAAGUAUGCCAUCACUUAAUCAUCGUGUAACAUGGCCUGUUAGACUAAAAGUUUUCGCUCUGCAAAGUGAAGAUGACGCUCGUCAAGAAUUUUUAGCUUGGCGUACUGAACAUCGCAUUACCAAAAAGAAGGAAUCAUUAAAACCACAUUUUGAUUUUGAAGUCGACCGACAAUAUCUCGCAUCGAUUCGACGCCAAAAAGAAAUCGAAGCAUUCGUUACACCAGAUAUAAUUGAAGAACAUUUUAUUCAUGAUCCUAUAUUUGCUAAACGUUAUCGACAAUUGAAAUUAGCAGUUCGUUCUGGUAAAGUACCAAACUAUGAUCCAAAUGAUCGCGAAAUAAAAACAACAAUGACAAAAACAAAAAUCGAACGUGCACGAACAGCACUUAUUACAGCUAAACAAUUACAAUUGAAAACUUUUUAUAGAAAUCAACAAACAAUGAAUGAUGCUAUUUUAUCGAAACGUAUUGAAACUUUUCUAAAACAUCUUGCUAAAUUCAAGGAAGAGCAAAAACAAUAA
This is a messenger RNA of Rotaria socialis, 1191 nucleotides long. Lineage: Eukaryota; Metazoa; Rotifera; Eurotatoria; Philodinida; Philodinidae. The record is from the annotation of a GenBank genome assembly.